AUGUAAUAAUAUCCUGCAUCAUUUGAUAGUUAUAAUACAAUGUUUAAAACAGGAAAUUUUGAUAACUUUUGUAAAAUUUUUAAAGAUAAUACAAUAGAAAAAUUAAAUGGAAGUGAUUGUGAAUUAUUAGACGAUAAGAUUUUUAAUAAAGGAUUAAAAUUAGCUAUUGUUUCAUAUACAGAAGGAGGAAUUACAGAAAAUAAUCUUAUUUUAAAUUCUUGUGAAGUUUUUAAUUUCUAAACUCAUACUUGGUAUUUUAUAUCUGAUUUAGAAAUUCCUAGAUGUACUUUUUUCUCCUUUAUAUAUGGAGAAUAUAUAUAUGUUUGUGGUGGUUAUAAUGGAAAUAAAACAAGAACCGAAAAAAUUGAAUUUUAUGAUUUCUAAAGAAAUGUUUGGUAAAUUUCAGAUUUUAAACUCAAUAGAGGCCUCGAAUGUGGAAACUAUAUAUACGUUAUAGGAGGUCGAAUAUAUGGAAAAGACGAAGAAGCAAUUCUCUAAGACUGCGAAAAGUUCAAUAUUAAGGAAAAAAAAUGGGAAAAAAUGGCAUCUUUAAACUAUAAAAGGUGUUCUUCGAGUGCUUUUGAGGUUCAAAGUAGAUUAUAUGUAACCGGAGGAUACUCAGGGGAUUAGAAAAGAGAGUGCAAGUUCGAAUUUUAUAAUGAAUAAGCUGAUUUUUGGGAACUUAUGGCUGUUUAAUUAAAUCAAGGUAUUGAAGGAGCAUUUUGCAUGUUUUUUAAAAAAAUGAGAACUAUAAAAAAUUGUUUAUUUUUGGAGGAAGAAGUUAAAAAAAUGGAGAUUCUGAUUAAAUUUUUUUAUAUGAUAUUCAAUAUGGAUUUGAUAGCUUUAAAAAUAAAAUUUGUGGAAAAAUGGAAUCAAAAAGAAGAUAUAAAAAAUUGUAAAAGAGGUGGAUGUUAAUAAAAAUACACAAAUACUGAUAACCAUCCUUAAUCAUGUCAUUUUCAUCCUGGAAAGCCGAUUUUUCACGACACAAAAAAGGGAUGGACUUGUUGUAAUCAAAUAGUAUACGAUUGGGAUGAAUUUCAAAAAAUAAAGCCUUGCGCAGAAGGCAUGCAUUGUGAUUAAGAUCCCAAUUAAUCUUUAUCGGGUUAGGACUAAUUUUAUAAAUCAAAUACUGUUGCCAAUGCUUAAAAAUCUUUGGAUAAAUAAGAGAAUAAAAUUGUCAUUUAAAAAAUAUCUGAUUUUAAUAAACAUGAUGAAAAUAAAUAACAAGAAAAAAAAAACUAAGCCUAAAAUGAAGUUAAUAAUAAUUAAAUUAAAGAAAAAUAGUUAUUCGUUACUAUAAAUGGAAACUUGAAAUGUGUAAACAAAGGGUGCUAAAAAGAAUAUAAAGAAGAAGAAAAUAAUGAAAAUGCUUGUAUUUAUCAUUCCGGAAAUCCCAUUUUUCAUGAUUUGAAAAAAUAUUGGAGUUGUUGUUAAAAUAGCUUAUGAUUGGGAUGAAUUUAUGAAAAUAUAACCUUGUUG
Molecule: messenger RNA, 1482 nt
Organism: Ichthyophthirius multifiliis
Lineage: Eukaryota; Ciliophora; Oligohymenophorea; Hymenostomatida
Product: kelch motif family protein, putative
Exons: 5
Molecular function (GO): protein binding
Source: RefSeq, a predicted model, not a curated record